AUGAAGAAAGUACUAAAAAGAAUUUAGAUUUUAAUAAGUAAUUCUAGAAUNAAAAUUGCGAAUUUCUGGUGGGGACCUUAUAAUGAUUGGUAUCACUUCUAAUCAGAUCUUGAUAAGCAUCCUUAUGAAGUUGCAGUUGAUGCCAGUAAAUGGUAAUUUUAUGGUUCUGGUAUAUUUUCUGAUUGUAGUUCUGCUUCUAGCAAUACAAAUUAUUAUGCAUUAGCUGUUGGUUAUGAUUCAUCAGAUAAUUGGUUUGUUCAAGCAUCUUUUGGAACUAGUUGGGGAGAAUCUGGAUGUAUAAGACUAGCUCCAGGAAAUACUUGUGGUAUUUUAAAUGAUAGUCACGAUGUGGAAUUAUAUUGA
Molecule: messenger RNA, 363 nt
Organism: Paramecium primaurelia
Lineage: Eukaryota; Ciliophora; Oligohymenophorea; Peniculida; Parameciidae
Source: the annotation of a GenBank genome assembly